CCCCUCCUCCUCCUCCUCCUCCUCCUCCUCCUCCUUCUCCUCCUCCUCCUCGCCAAGCAUGGCGCCUGCCGCGGCGCAGCGGCGCUUCCUCGUCGCCACGGCCUUCGACACGCGCUACGAGGUCGGCUACCUGUGCUCCACCGUGAACGAGGCCUACUGCCAGAAGCAUGGCUACGAGUUCCGGCGGGUGCUGCCGGCGCCGGAGGACAUGGCCGCCCUGGCGGGCGGCAGGCACAGCGCCUGGGCAAAGGUCGCGCUGAUGCUCCACCUGCUGGGCGGCGACGUGCCCGAGGGCGCGCGGCGCAUCGCGGGACCCGCGGCCGCGGAGGGCGUGGAGUACGUCGUCUGGGUGGACGCGGACGCCAUGUUCCUCGACCACGACAGGAGGCUCGAGCACUACGUGGAUGCCGCGCACGGCGCGGACUUCGUGAUCGGGGAGGACAUGGCCGACACCGACCUGCUGAACACUGGCCUGUUCCUCUGCCGCGCCGGCUGCGCGUGGGCCCGGGAGCUGCUGGCGAGGUGGUGGAGGGACAGCGAUCCCAGGUGGCACCACGAGGUCUGCUGGGACCAGACGGGUCUCUGCCGCCUGUUGGAGGAGGAGGACGGGCUCGGCAAGGUUCCGCCGUGGUUCAGUUGGAGCGGAGGCACCCGACGAAAAGCAUGCGGCGGCCACACGUUCGUCUUCGACUGCGGCUCCUUCAACUUCAAAUACGUCAACAACAGCGGCUUCGUUUUCCACGCGGUGGGUGAGAGGGAGCUCCUCUUCUCGUUCUCGAGGUCCCUGUCCACGAAGCGCGAGAGGAUCUACGGCGCCGUGCAGGAGGGAUUCGUGAGCGGAGGCGUGGACUUCGAGCGGCAAGGCACCCCAGGCAGCGGCCCUUCGCGCGGGAGCGCCCACGACGCGCUGCGCGACGCCCACCUCUUCUGGCAGAAGUUCGGCGUCGGGCGGCGGGGGGCCGAGGGACGCCACCCGCCCCUCUGCUGGGCGCCGCCGCCGCCGCCGCUGCCAGCUUCAGCUGGCGCCGCACCGGAGUGCAACGCCGCCGCCGCCGGUCCCAGCGGGGUCGCGGAGGCGAUGCGGCACCACUUCGCGGGGGGCGCGUCCCCGCUCGUGCUCCGGGGCGGCGCGGGCCUGCUCGUCGGGGAGGAGGCGCGGCGCGCCGCGGAGCCGCGGGAGCUGGCGCGGCGGCUCGGCGGCGCGAGCCUGGUGCUGCGCUGCUGCGCCCCCCCGCGUGCCACGGACGUGGUCGGCGGGCGCCCCGCGCACACCGCACAGGUGGCGGGCAAG
This is a messenger RNA of Prorocentrum cordatum, 1291 nucleotides long. NCBI's taxonomy places the organism in Eukaryota, Dinophyceae, Prorocentrales, Prorocentraceae. The record is from the annotation of a GenBank genome assembly.